CUUCGACCUCAUUUCUCCGUCUCGCCACCACUCCUCGUACCCUCGCCAUCAUGUCGUCGUCAACGCUCAGCAGGUCAAUUCUGCGAACGGCAGCACUGGCAUCGCGAUCAGCAGCAGGCAGCAGCAGCAGCGUCGCCCCUAGGGUGCUUGCCGCCUCCUCGUCUUCUUCAUCACGCAUCCUCUCAUCGCUGCCUCCCUUUGCGGCUGGCGCUUCUCACUUCUCGUCCUCAGCUCUUUCUCGCGCUGUAGAGCGACCGAUGACGGGGCCUACGCACAUUUCGCCACGCAAGCCGGCAGACGCCGACCAGACGUCAAUGACGGGGACCCUGGACCAUCAGGCAGCGGAGGCUCUUAGGGCCAAGACGGACGGGCAGGCAGUAUACCCAGACUACUCGAAGGGGCCAAGCGCUAUCGACAAGGCAGCGAAACUCUUCUUUUUCACGGAGAUUCUGAGGGGCAUGUGGAUCGUCCUUGAAAACUUCUUCCGCCCUCCCUACACCAUCAUGUACCCCUACGAGAAGGGACCGCUCUCUCCCCGCUUCCGUGGCGAGCACGCUCUUCGUCGUUACGCCUCAGGAGAGGAGCGCUGCAUCGCCUGCAAGCUGUGCGAGGCCAUCUGCCCCGCUCAGGCCAUCACCAUCGAGUCGGAGCCCCGCGAGGACGGAGCUCGCCGCACGACGCGCUACGACAUCGACAUGACCAAGUGCAUCUACUGUGGAUUCUGUCAGGAGGCUUGCCCUGUUGACGCCAUUGUUGAGACGCAGAACACCGACUACUCGACCGAGUGGAGGGAGGAGCUCCUUUACAACAAGGAGAAGCUGCUCGCAAACGGCGACAAGGCUGAGGCCGAGUACGCCGCUAACCUGCAGGCCGACCACCUCUACCGCUAAUCGUGCGGGGACAAUAGCAGCGACUGCUGGUGGUGGCGUAGGCUGGCUAAAGCUCGAGUUACGCGCAGUGAGGGCGCAAUGACGAUGGACAGGAGUGUAGCGAGGGGCGCGGGUGACCUCUGCGUCGGGCACUCUGUUCGUCUUGAGGUUUUUGAACCAGGAAUAUCAUACACCCUCUUUGAUCCCAAAAUGCACGCUGCAGACGAGUCUGGCGAUGGCAAAGCGUGAUCAGAUGUGGCGAACAGCCGGGAGAACAUUGCACGAUUUGGUAUUGCUUCCUUGUUAGGCCAAC
This is a messenger RNA of Jaminaea rosea, 1182 nucleotides long. Its product is annotated as NADH-quinone oxidoreductase. The transcript has 2 exons. Gene Ontology annotation, cellular component: membrane. Gene Ontology annotation, biological process: mitochondrial electron transport, NADH to ubiquinone; mitochondrial respiratory chain complex I assembly. The record is from RefSeq and is a predicted model, not a curated record. Lineage: Eukaryota; Fungi; Basidiomycota; Exobasidiomycetes; Microstromatales. Bases 51 to 890 code for a protein of 279 amino acids. Gene Ontology annotation, molecular function: 4 iron, 4 sulfur cluster binding; NADH dehydrogenase activity.